AUGAAGCGUGACGGUCGCGAGUUUGAUAACGAAGUUCCUCCGAAAAAGGUGCAAAGGGGGGAUGUUUCGAAUAUAGCAGUAAGGUUUUUGAUACCAGCUCGUGCUGCCGGCCUAAUUAUCGGCAAGGGAGGUGAAAACAUAAAGAGGAUUCGGAACCAGUUCUCAGUGAGACUGAAUAUUCCCGACACGAGGGGCAUUGAACGUGUUUUCACGAUUGAAGGCGCGUUGGGUGAUAUUUGCAACGUAUGGAGAGAUAUAAUGCCGAAGCUGAAGGAUGUCAUGAGUGCAAAACUUUCCGACCCCAAGGUGAUAAUGGGUCAGCAGCGUUUCCCUCGUCGAAGACAGCAGCGAAAUCAAGGUGAAGGUGAUCAGCCAGAGAAUGAAGAUGCGGAGGAGGAGGAGAAGAUGGUGGAUUUGAGGCUACUGGUGCAUCAGAGCAUCGCCGGAUGCAUUAUUGGCAAGGGUGGCGAGAGGAUACGCGAAUUGAGGCAGAAAUACCAGAUGCGGGUGAUUAAGGUGUAUCAAAUGCUCGCACCCUGUUCCACCGAUCGUGUCGUUCAGUUGAUUGCGGAACCGGAAAAUGCGGUCCAGUGUAUGGAGGCGAUUGUGGAAGUUGCUGAGAAUACUACAAUUCGCGGACCUACCGAGCCCUACGAUGCGUCAAACUGUAGUGAGGCGGACGCGCUGACUUACGGAGGGUGGCUGUCUCCAGAGGGUCUUCAAGCCCUCUCUCAGGGCAUGCCGAUAGGCUCUGGGGGAGGUGGCGGUGGUCGGCGGGCCUGGGCCCAUGGUGGUGUUCCUCCCCCUCAUCCUCCACCACCGCCGGCUAUGUAUCUUGGACGCCAGCAACAAUCACAGCAACAGCAACAAAUGCAGCAGCGCGGUGUCGGCGGUCCACCAAUAUACCAACAGCCUCCACCACCACCACCGUCGCAGUUUGCACCUCGUGGUCUUCCGCCCAGACAGCAACAAUGGGGUUAUCCUGAUGGCUAUGGUGAUGCUACCUCUGCUGUUGGUAGUGGUGGUUACCCUGGCUAUCCCCCUCCUCCCCCUCCACAGCAGCAGCCACAACAGCAACAAGCACCGCCUAUGCCGGUGGCUCCACCGAUUCAGCAAUCUACGGUGCUCGGCGCUGGUGGCGUGGGUGUCGGUGGUUACGACAAUGCUGGGCUUUAUGCGCAGCCUCCGCAGAGUACGGGAUAUAAUGUGCCGCCGCCCCAGGUUCCUGCUGGAGCUCCGCCUGCAGCGGCAGCAGCGAUGUACAGGAUGAAUGCACCCCUGAACAACCCCGCAGCAGCGGCUGCCGCGGCCGCGGCGGUAGCAGCAGCUGCUGCGGCAGCCACGGGAGGUGGCGGUGGUGGUGGUGUUGGUGGAGCACCAAUGUACGGAGGCCUCGCUCCUCCCACCGUUCCCGGCGGUGGUGGUGGUGGUGGCCCACCUCAGCCACCAGCGCCGGUCCCACAGCCCUCUCCGUACGGUUACGCGAUGGGUGCAGCGGCGGCAUCGGGGCUGCCAGCGCCGAAUGUUCCGCCCCCAACCGCUGCCACUGCCGCUGGGUAUCCACCUGGCGGAGCUUGCACCGCCAAUUUUGGUACUUCUGUUUUUGUGAGGAUGUCCCGAUUACACGAGUUGGCAGUUGAUUUGGGCAUUGAAGUGGACAAAUUUGCCAAUCGAAUCGAAGAAGAAAAACGCAGAAUAAAUGAAGCAAAGGCUCGAUUCGACCGCCAAUUGAAACAACGCCUAGACAGGGAGGAGGAGGCAUCAUCACUGGAGGCUGAUUUGGAGCGCCUUCAGAAGACCUUGUUCGUACCGACCUCUGCAGCCGCCACGACCACAUGUGGGCCCUACCUACUGAAGGCUCUGGGCGAAGUUAGGGCUGCGGCUCAGCGUAUGAGGGAUGAAAGAAUGGAGAUCCUAACUGAAUACAGGACCAAGCUGGAUCAGUGCGAGGUGUUAUGUCGUCGGAACGCCAUGCUGGAGGCCUUCAUUGACACCUGGCGCAAGAGUCUAGCUGAAGGCAAGAAUCUCUCUGAGUUGCCGGAACUCAUCAAGAAAUUAUCGGAGGAAGUGGCUCACUUCUACUCCACUCCUGUGCACCAGUUGCUGGAAGAGGCGCUAGCAGAGACACCCAACGCGGCCGGCGAUUCCGCUAUGGAGGUUUCAACGAUAAGUGCGUCUGCAACUGGGACGAUGCUGCCACCGGUUCCCCCUGAGACAGUGAAACUCCCGACUACCACAGCGACGCGUUCAGGUCUGGUGGACGAAGCAAUCUGCAAUGCGACGACGGUGGAGACGUCGAUGUUUCGGGUUCGUGGCGGUACAGAACCCUCCAUCCUCCUUGGGCAAAGCAGCCUGGGCGAGUUUAGCCGCCUUGACUGUCUGGAUGCUACGCUAACGGAUGGGCAGGGCAUCUACUCAGAAGAGGCGCUUCACAAGCUGAUGCAGGCGAGAGCUGAUGUGACACUCGACCAGGAUCAAACUCUCUAG
Echinococcus granulosus is the source of this 2487-nucleotide messenger RNA. Its product is annotated as Heterogeneous nuclear ribonucleoprotein K. Lineage: Eukaryota; Metazoa; Platyhelminthes; Cestoda; Cyclophyllidea; Taeniidae. Bases 1 to 2487 code for a protein of 828 amino acids. The record is from RefSeq and is a predicted model, not a curated record. The transcript has 15 exons. Gene Ontology annotation, cellular component: cytoplasm; nucleus. Gene Ontology annotation, molecular function: mRNA binding. Gene Ontology annotation, biological process: regulation of mRNA splicing, via spliceosome; regulation of transcription by RNA polymerase II.